This is a messenger RNA of Tachysurus vachellii, 2614 nucleotides long. It is a transcript of the gene nt5c1bb, whose product is annotated as 5'-nucleotidase, cytosolic IB b. The record is from RefSeq and is a predicted model, not a curated record. The transcript has 6 exons. Gene Ontology annotation, cellular component: cytosol; cytoplasm. Gene Ontology annotation, molecular function: 5'-nucleotidase activity; nucleotide binding; magnesium ion binding. Lineage: Eukaryota; Metazoa; Chordata; Actinopteri; Siluriformes; Bagridae. The coding region runs from base 73 to 1155 and encodes 360 amino acids. Gene Ontology annotation, biological process: adenosine metabolic process; nucleotide metabolic process.
CUCUCUCUCUCUCUCUCUCUCUCUCUCUCUAUGGUCGUGUUCGGUUUCUCAGUAUAAACACUAAGCAUUAAAAUGAGUGAAAAAGAAGAGAAAUCGACAGUAAAAAGUGGAGAUGCGGCGGAACAGGACUGGGAGGCGGCCAAAACCUUCUACAAAAAUCUGAAGAGUAAAAAACCCAGACCUCCAAAGCCAAGCACUGCAAUUACAAUUGCUGUUUCAUCUCGGACUCUGUUCAACAUGGUGGAGGAGAGGAAGAUCUAUGAGGAGAAAGGCCUGGAGCAGUAUGUCAGCCACAACCAACAACAUGAGGAUCAACCACUCAAACCUGGAGCAGCCUUCCCCUUUGUCAAGGCGCUGAUGACUGUGAAUGCUUGUCUGAGGAAGCUGUACCCAGACAGUGAGGAGCUGUUUGAUAUCGUAUUAAUGACUAAUAACCACGCCCAGGUUGGGGUGCGGCUAAUCAACACCAUCAAUCACUACGAUCUGUUGAUUGAAAGGUUUUGUAUGACCGGAGGUGAGAGUCCAGUGGGUUAUCUGAAGGCAUACAUGACCAACCUGUACCUGUCUAAAGACUCAGUGAAAGUGCAGGAGGCAAUUGAGGAGGGCAUUGCAGCAGCCACCCUGUUCAGUCCAGAUAAAAAGAUGGAUUUGAGUGAAUCUCAACUCAGAGUAGCGUUUGAUGGUGAUGCUGUGCUUUUCUCAGACGAGUCUGAGAUCAUUGUGAAACAGCAAGGUCUGGACGAGUUCUUUGAGCAUGAGAAAGCAAAUGUGAACAUACCACUUGCUAAGGGUCCUCUGAAGUGUUUCCUGGAAGCUUUGGGAAAACUUCAGAGAAAGUUCUACGCUAAGAACGAGCGGAUGAACUGCCCGAUCCGUACCUUUCUAGUGACAGCACGUAGUGCUGCGAGUUCUGGAGCUAGAGUUUUAAAAACUCUGCGCAGCUGGGGACUGGAGAUCGAUGAGGCACUCUUCCUCGCUGGAGCUCCCAAAGGUCCUCUUCUAGAGAAGAUCAAACCACACAUCUUCUUUGAUGAUCAGAUGUUCCACAUUGAGGGAGCCAAAGAGACCGGCACCAUCUCUGCGCAUGUUCCUUAUGGGAUUGGACAGAAAUAUCACAAAGGCAAACUGAUCGAUCAGCCGGAAAAACAGAAGUGAGAGAGUGAGAACGCUGAGUUUCAGGAGCAGAAGGUUCUGAUUAUUCAUCACUGAAUUAUAAGGAAUUUAUUUAAUUAGCAAUCAGAUCAGAAAGGUUUACAGUAUGCUAACUAGAUAUGUGCUGAUACUCAGUUACACUGAAUGGUUAAGGUUAGAGUUAAGGGUGAUGUUAGGUUGUGGGUGGAGUCAGUGUGAAGAGUGCCGUUUGAUCUUUACUAAGAUUUCUCUAGUAAAUAUUAAACAUUACAUAAUGUAAGUUUAAGGUGUUGUUAAGGUGGAGGUGGGCAGGUGGGGUUAUAAAAGUGAGACAGUGUCUGCCUCACAGGGAAUAUUUUAGUGUCUGUAAAAGGUCAGAGGUCGUUACCAUAGUUACAUGUAGUUUGCUGGUGUAACAAUAGUAACGUGCAAAUUGACAUUCAGACAAAGUGUCAUUUAAAUUAGUUGAAUAAAAUGUUUAAUGUUGCUGUAUGCUGAAAAUAUUUAAACAGGUUUGUUUUAGUUGAGAGUUUCUGUUAUUAUUAUUAUUAACUGGAUAUCAGUUAAUGUUCUUAAAGGUGAGGUCUCCGUUGUUUGAGAAAUGCUUCAGAAAACAUUGAGUCUGGAUGACAAACAAAACAAAAACAAAAACGUGCAGCCAAUGAGCAGAAAGGGGCGUGUCUUGUCAGUAUGGGCGGAGAGAGUGUUCAGUGCGCAUGUGUGACAUUAGCAGAAAGCGGUUUUAACAUUGACAUGGAGGAUAAAAACAAAAAAAGAAAGUGAAGAAAGGCUUACGAUAAGGCAAGAAGUAGGACCCGUGUUAAUAUAGGAUCAGCUUUCCAGCGCUGGAGAGAACUGAAGGAGCGGGAAGUUGGCCGCAUAUUCACAGAUUAGAGUUUCCCGAGUCAAUAACUCCUGAGCUAAACACUGUUACUACACAAAUAACACUCCUUUUCUAUCAUAGUAAUGUAGAGAGGCAGCUACAACCGCGUUUUGUGUAGUAACAGCGUUUAGCUCAGGAGUUAUUGACUCGGGAAACUCCAAUCUGUGAAUAUGCUGCCAACUUAAGGGUCUCUUUUUUCCUUCUCGAUAGGUGAGUAACAUUGGUUUUGCUUUGUUUCACAGAACUAAUAUAUGGCGUCCUUUGCAUGAUUAUGAUAAAGCUAUGAUAAAGACACAUUUCUUUCCAUUAGUUGCCUAGGUUAUGUAUAUAUGUAUGUGUGGGCGGAGCUAUCAAUACAGGGGUGGGACCCAUUUGGGUUAGGGGCGUGUUUGUUUUGGUGAUUUUAUAUGCCAACAUUGGCUUUCAAACAACAGAGACCCCACCUUUAAUAGAGUUUAAUAAAAUGCAGCUGCAGUUUUAACUUCAGGUUUACAUGAAUAAAUAGGUAUUACAGAAACCAUUUGGAUUUAUAUUUGGCUAGUGCACUUACUUUAAAUCAUUUUUACUGUUUUACAAAAUAAACAAAUUAUUAUGCUUUUA